GAARGGGCCAGGCGGACGUGACGGUGGCCACGUCGGGGGGCCGCUACGACGUGCACCUGCAGCAGAGGCAGCGCGUGGCCGUGUACUGGGAGGAGGAGGCGUCCCAAGUGCGCCGCUGCACCUGGUUUUACAAGGGAGACAAGGACAACAAGUAUAUUCCCUACUCGGAGACCUUCAGCGAGCAACUGGAGGAAGCCUAUAUGCUUGCUGUCACCCUGGACGAGUGGAAGAAGAAACUGGAAUCCCCCAGCAGGGAAAUCAUCAUUUUGCACAACCCAAAGCUCAUGGUGCACUACCACCCGGUUGCUGCCUCCGACGACUGGGGUUCGGCCCCCAUGGAACAGGGGCGGCCUCGGACUGUGAAGAGGGGAGUGGAGAACAUUGCGGCCGAGAUCCCGCCCGGGGAGCCCCUGCAGAUCGACCACCUGGUUUUCGUCGUCCACGGCAUCGGGCCGGCGUGCGACAUUCGCUUCCGCAGCAUCGUCCAGUGCGUGAACGACUUCAGGAACGUCUCCUUGAACAUGCUGCAGGCGCAUUUCAGGAAGGCGCAGGAGCAGCAGCAGAUCGGCCGGGUCGAGUUCCUGCCUGUGAACUGGCACAGCUCCCUGCACUCCACCGGCGUGGACGUCGACCUGGAGCGCAUCACUCUGCCGAGCAUCAACCGCCUGCGCCACUUCAUCAACGACACCAUCCUGGACGUCUUCUUCUACAACAGCUCCACCUAUUGCCAGACCAUCGUGGACACGGUGGCCUCCGAAAUGAACCGCCUCUACCAGCUCUUCCUGAGCAGGAACCCCGGCUUCAAAGGAGGCGUUUCCAUUGCAGGUCACAGUUUGGGCUCCCUCAUCUUGUUUGACCUCCUGACUAACCAGAAAGUUGCCCCUGAGGAUGACGAGCGUGGCAAAGAGGGUUCCACGACCACUUCAAGCACCAGAGGGGUUGAGCAAGUCAAAGAAAUCCUGAGGACGUUAGAGCUCUCUGAGUACAGCGAUGUGUUUGAGAAGGAGAAAAUGGACAGGCAGACRCUGUUCUUGUGUACGGAGCAAAAUCUCAAAGAAAUGGGAAUUCCCUUGGGACCAAGGAUGAAGCUCCUUCAUUACAUCAGCUCCAAAAGGGARACGCAGGACGUCAAGGAGCAGAAGGCAACGGCUGCUGGGCACGGUGGGGAGAGCAGAGCGGAGGCCGGACCCUCCGCAGGCAGCGCGAGCGAUGGGAGGAACUGCCAGUACCGGGAUGUUGCCCUGGGGCAGGUCUCGGCAAACUACCCCCAGCUCAUCUACAAGCCGACCAUCUUCUUUGCUUUCGGGUCUCCCAUCGGGAUGUUUCUCACCGUGCGAGGAGUGAAGCGGAUCAACCCCAACUACAGCCUGCCCACCUGCAAAGGCUUCUUCAACAUCUUCCACCCCUUUGACCCCGUGGCGUACAGGAUCGAGCCCAUGAUCGUCCCAGACGUGGAGUUCGAGCCCAUGCUGCUUCCGCACCACAAGGGCAGGAAGCGGAUGCACCUAGAGCUGAAGGAAGGGCUGACGCGCAUGAGCGUGGACCUCAAGAACAACCUGCUGGGCUCGCUGCGCGUGGCCUGGCAGUCCUUCACGCGCGCCCCGCUGCCCGCCGUGGAGGCCGCCGAGGCCGAAGGGGAGACGAGCGCGGAGGCGCAGACGGAAACGAAGGCGGAGGAGCCUCCGGAGCCGGCGAAGGAAGAGSCCUCGGCCAUCAACGUGGGCAUGCUCAACGGAGGCCAGCGCAUCGACUACGUGCUGCAGGAGAAGCCAAUAGAGAGCUUUAAUGAGUAUCUGUUUGCACUUCAAGGCCACCUCUGCUACUGGGAGUCAGAGGACACCGUUUUGUUGGUUCUUAAGGAGAUCUACCAGACACAAGGCAUCACCCUGGACCAGCCUUUGCCAGGAGGCCAGUGACCCACGCGUGCUCUCCUGGCACUCCGAUCUCCAAACCACCUCAGCACUCACCAGGAAAGUCCAGAUUUCUUCUCUGCCUUCCUCUCUCCUCUGCUGCUGUGUCCUGCAUGCUGCUUCCCAAGUACCUGCUGCUACCUGGAGACAGGGGUGAUUUUCUUCCAAUUUGGGUAGAAAAAACAAUCAUAGGAAAAAGCACUUCUUCAAAAACACACCCAGUACUUGCACCGUGACUCCCUGUGGCAACACGUACUCUUAACCCUCUACCCUACAACUCGUGUGAGCACCUUGUAAGUUAUCACACCAGUAGGAGCACAGACUAGAUGUCUAGGCUAGGAUGCGAUGUACRAGGGCCUGAAAUCUGCUCCCAGCUUGUAGCUUGCAACCUUUGAGAAGAAACCAACGCCUUAAACACGCAGUUUUGAGGGAGCUAUAGCAGCCUGGCUGAGCUGGGAGGGCUGCUGCUUUCUCUCAGGAGAAGGAUGGGACAUUGUCCCUCUCCCUCCUGCAGCAGAGAGGCUGCUGUGGUCUUUGCACAGUGAAGAAGGUGCUCCAAGGAAGCCUACCCCAUAAAAACCACUCGUGAGAAGCAUAUUUGUGGAUACUUGAGCCAGGCUUUGCUGGCUGCUGCAGAGCWUGAGCGUUGGCUGCUCAGCAUCAUCGUCUUGCCUAACUGCUCCUGGAGUUCUAGUGCUCAGGCAGGAUUGAGAUGGAGAGGUGGUGGCUGUGGGAGAGGUUAUUGAUGAGGGAACUUCCCCCUUGGCUGCUCUGUGCCCCACGGAACAUCUGCUUCCUUCCUCAUGCCCACAGAUGAAGCCACAGGUCUCAACGCCUACAACUUGGGGAACCUACUGCUAGGAAAGAUCCUUCCCACGAAAUCUGUACCCACAGUGGGGGAAGCAGCUGGUCCUCAGCAGCAUCCAAGGCCUCCCGCGAGCUUGGAGCAAAGCUCCCGUUCUGCUGCCRUGGGGCUUUCAAGGUGGCCGUGGGGCCAGCCGGGCUGCAGCACGACUCCACUUGUCGUUUCUGUUGUUAAAUAGAUGAAAUGCAGCUAGCGAAAGCCGAGCCGGGUCACGCGGGGUUUGGACACCACAUCCUAAUGACUCCGCUGAGGGAAUUAAAACCAGUUUUGCAGAGUUAGGGCUGCAGCUCGGUGACGCGCGCCUGCUCUAACCGGGGACGGAGCCUCAGACCAUCUGUCCCCGGGGACCACAAGCAUCCAGGCUGACUCACGGGCYGGGCUGACGCUUGAACCUCCACACAGAUGUUUCAACGAGGCGCAAGGUCAUCGCUCCGACGUGGCUGGAAACAGCCAAACCACUUCCCUUCCUACUGACUUUUGCCCUGGGUGGCUCGACAAGCCUUGUUUUUUCCCCCCACCCUACCUUCGGUUUGUUUGUCCUCCGUUGUACUUCAUUGUUUGCACUAUUUAAAAGCUCUUGUUUGCAAUCCACAACCUUCCUCCCACCCGGCGACACCUGAAGCUGCUCUUACCUGACUGCAGACCAGACCUGCUGCUCGGUCCCAGCCCGAAUGAAGCAUCUCCUACAAGGGUAUCAAAAGAAACAAGUCUUAACAGGAGGGGUGCUGUCAUGAUCAGCUGGUUAAGUUAUGCACUUUGUUAAAAAAAAGAAAAAAAAAGAAAAAAAACCCAAACAUUUUAAAURUUAUUUAACGUCUUUUCCAGUAAAAGCCAAAACAAACCAACAACAGACGGCUGUUUGGUGUGUGCAUGUCUGGGAGGGUUUAAAAACUUACAUUUUCAUAGUUUCAUGAGAAAGUAAAGCUAUUUCUGUAGUUACUACCGAAGUAAAAUGCGGGGUCCUGAAAGGCUUAUGGGAGCSAAGCUGAGGAUGAGGGGGUGUUCUCAUUUCUGUCC
This is a messenger RNA of Nothoprocta perdicaria, 3792 nucleotides long. RefSeq names its product DDHD domain containing 2 (gene DDHD2). Gene Ontology annotation, cellular component: COPII-coated ER to Golgi transport vesicle. The record is from RefSeq and is a predicted model, not a curated record. Gene Ontology annotation, molecular function: metal ion binding; triacylglycerol lipase activity; protein binding. The coding region runs from base 201 to 1916 and encodes 571 amino acids. Lineage: Eukaryota; Metazoa; Chordata; Aves; Tinamiformes; Tinamidae. The transcript is spliced from 16 exons.